CAAUGGGGCAGAGGCGCAUUUUUAGCACCUUCCCCCUAUAAAACGGCGCGGGCUGCUGCCAGCGGUAGUCCGCAAAGAAGCUCGACCUGCAAUUGCACAGCGCAGGCUAUGAGUCUACUCUAGACAUUAUAAUUCGCAAGGAUUUUAACGAUGACAAAGUCGUACACAGAAAACAUGAUGCCAGACACCCAGAGCAAUCCCAGUUGGACUGACGACUGCCUCAGUUCCCAGGAUGAGCACGAAGUCGACAAAAAGGAGGAUGAACACGAAGCCAUGAGUCUCUCCUUCAAGGAAGAGAGAGAAGAACUUGAUAAGAUGGGGGAGGAUGAUGACGAGGAGGAGGAGGAGGAUGAAGACGAUGAUGGUGAUGAGGAGGAAGUGGACGAGGAUGAAGAUCAAAAACCUAAACGGCGGGGGCCGAAGAAAAAGAAAAUGACUAAAGCCAGACAGGAAAGGUUUAAAAUGAGGAGAAUGAAAGCUAAUGCCAGAGAGAGGAACCGCAUGCACGGGCUGAACGCAGCAUUGGACAGUCUGCGGAAAGUCGUGCCCUGUUACUCGAAAACCCAAAAGCUCUCCAAGAUCGAGACUCUGAGACUGGCUAAGAACUAUAUCUGGGCUUUGUCGGAGAUUCUGCGUUCAGGAAAGAGCCCGGACCUUGUAUCAUUCGUCCAGACGCUUUGCAAAGGCUUAUCCCAGCCCACCACUAACCUAGUCGCUGGCUGCCUUCAGUUAAACCCGCGAACUUUCCUUCCAGAGCAGAACCAGGACAUGCCGCAUAUGCAAACGGCCAGUGCUUCCUUCUCCGUACACCCAUACACGUACCAGUCCCCUGGUCUUCCGAGUCCGCCCUACGGUACUAUGGACAGUUCCCACAUAUUUCACGUCAAGCCGCACAGUUAUGCAGGGGCACUGGAACCUUUUUUUGAAAGCACUCUCACUGAAUGCACUAGCCCGUCCUUCGACGGACCGUUAAGUCCACCUUUAAGCAUCAAUGGGAAUUUCACUUUUAAGCACGAGCCUUCUCAAGAGUUUGACAAGAACUAUACUUUCACCAUGCACUACCCCGCAGCAACGUUGGCCGGGCCCCAAGGACACAGCUCCAUGUUUUCUGCCACGACCCCUCGGUGUGAAAUCCCCAUAGACAACAUUAUGCCAUACGACGCCCACUCGCAGCACGAGCGAGUUAUGAGUGCCCAGCUUAAUGCCAUCUUCCACGAUUAACAUGGAAACCAGCAACAAUGUAUUGUAAACGAAACGAUUUAAAUGUACUUCUUGAAUAGCUUGUUUACACACGGCAGCACACUGGUAUCACUUGCUGCGGAGUGCAAAUGUUUCACGCUUAAAUUAGUACUUGUAUUUAUUAUUGUUACUGCCUUUAGAAGAAACGGGAAUUGAACGGCUUCCUGUUCAUCUUCUUAACAAUAUUCUACUUAGCGCUUCUCUUUGUGGGCUACAUAAGGAAGUCGAUGUAGCGCCUGUUCAGAAAAUGGUAAUUAUCGAUCCACAUGACAAAAUCACAAGCAAUAAUUAGGAAUCUAUGCAAUUUUUAAACUAAUAAUGGGCCAAUUUAAAAAUAUAUUUUUCAACCAACAUUUUACUACUGUUACCUUUCCCAUGCUGAAUUAUUUUGUUGUGAUUUUGUACAGAAUUUUUAAUAAAUUUUUAUAAGGUCGAUUUCCUAUUUUAACCAUGCAGCUCCAUCACUGUUUUAUAUCAAAAGUAGGAUUAUCUAUAAUUUAUACAAAAAUAAUUUAAUUUUUAACCAGCAGAAAAGUGCUUAGAAUAAUAUUCUGUUGCCUUAGCACUUCCUACCUAUAAAAUCACGCAAGGUUGCACAAUCCUGACAAAUUAUUUUCCCGCUUCAAUCUUUAACUGGUAUUAGAACCUUACCUACGAAACUAACAGGAUGCAAAUCGAAAACAAAUUAAAAAGACAUAUCUUUCGUAGAUCAUAUCAAAAUGAUAUGGCAGUUGCACAAAUGUGUAUAUAAUGUUAUCAAAUACCAAUUUCAGUUUCUUAAAACGGUUGCUUGACUAUCACAAAUCAUUUGCACUGCAUUUCUUUAAAUCAUUUCCAUCAAGCAUUAUCAGAACAGUGAGGCUAAUUUGACUCUAAAACCAGCGAAAGAAUUGUUCCAUGUAUCAACUAAUUGACUUGACAUAAUGCACACGUAGAUAUACACACAUGAACACAUAACACGGCGUCUUAUCAUGAGAGUUAAAAGCUACAGCUAUAAUCAGGCUUAUUAAUGUUGGGCUAUAUAUUAGUUAAUUAGUGCAGUAGCUAAAAAAUCUCACAUUUAUUCAGUAAUUAGAACAAUAGAUAUUGCAUGUACAAUGCAGUCCAGAUGAAGUGCUGUUUAAAGUGUAAUGCUGGUUCAACUGAAAUAAAUUGGUACUGUAAUUUUGUUUGUAAUCCUGUAUUUUAUGAUGUAAUGCCACAACGCAUUGGGAAUUGAAAUCACAUUCAUCCAGUCCUUUAUUGAAAUAGUAAUCUCAUCUUUGUCAAAUGUUGCAUUUUCAUUAAAUGUGAUUUUCCUUAGUGUAUGUAAUUCCUAUGGGAUUAUUGUUUUAUUUUGAUAGCUCAUGAAAGGUGCAAAAUUUAUUAUUUGUAGAAUAAAAGCUGAUUACAACAAACACUUA
This is a messenger RNA of Pristis pectinata (smalltooth sawfish), 2642 nucleotides long. RefSeq names its product neuronal differentiation 1 (gene neurod1). NCBI's taxonomy places the organism in Eukaryota, Metazoa, Chordata, Chondrichthyes, Rhinopristiformes, Pristidae. Gene Ontology annotation, biological process: regulation of DNA-templated transcription; nervous system development. The transcript is spliced from 2 exons. Gene Ontology annotation, molecular function: protein dimerization activity. The coding region runs from base 151 to 1221 and encodes 356 amino acids. The record is from RefSeq and is a predicted model, not a curated record.